This is a messenger RNA of [Torrubiella] hemipterigena, 1101 nucleotides long. NCBI's taxonomy places the organism in Eukaryota, Fungi, Ascomycota, Sordariomycetes, Hypocreales, Clavicipitaceae. The record is from the annotation of a GenBank genome assembly.
AUGGCAGGACGAGUUCGCCAACCUAUUGAUUUGGAUGCUUUCCAGAAGUAUUUGGAGACAAAUGUGCCUCAAAUAAAAACACCCAUUCAACUUCGCCAGUUCAAACUCGGCCAAUCCAACCCGACUUAUCAGGUUAUUGCCGCUGAUGGCUCCAAAUGCGUUUUGCGCAAGAGACCCCCAGGCAAACUAAUUUCCAAGCACUCUCACCGAGUAGAGCGGGAAUACCAAGUUCUUCGCGCUCUGGAGAGGACCGAUAUUCCGGCCCCCAGGACAAUCGCACUCUGCAUGGAUGACAGCAUCAUUGGUACCCCAUUUUAUCUGAUGGAGUUUGUUGAAGGUCGCAUCUUUGAAGACAUCACCAUGGGCGAUGUGAGUCCUGAAGAGCGAAACGAUUUAUGGAAAGCAGCCGUGCAGGCCAUGGCCGAACUACACUCUGUUGACCCAGCAGACAUUUGCCUCGAAAACUACGGAGGCAAGACAUCUGGCUUCUACAACCGCCAAGUGCGCACCUGGGAGGCCAUUUCUAGAAGUCAAGCAAAGGUACUCGACACAAAGACAAACACGCCUGUAGGCCAGCUGCCGUACUUUGACGAAACCGUUUCCUUCUUUAAGCGAGAGGGUGGGCAGCCAACGGAGAGACUCUCGUUGGUUCACGGCGACUUUAAGCUGGAUAACCUCGUUUUCCAUCCCACUGAGCCCAGAGUCAUAGCCAUUUUAGAUUGGGAGUCGUCCACUAUUGGCCACCCACUAUCGGAUGUCUGCCAGCUAGCUGUGGCAUUCUACGUUGCCACUAGACCAGAGACGUGCCCCUACGACAUGUCGUGCAUGCUUCCAGGCCGUACACCGGGUAUGCCUCAGCCACCGCAGCUUCUGUCGUGGUACGCCGAGUCGUGCGAGUACAACCCAGCGCCAGACAUGAACUGGGGCAUGGCGUUCAACAUCUUCAAGUCAGCCGUCAUCUGUCACGGCGUGGCAGCGAGAAUGGCCAACGAACAGAACAAAAACAGUGAUGCACGCUAUUAUGCGGCUGUGAAGGGGCCUCUAGCCGAGUUGGCGUGGACUUUGACGCGUGAAGCGCAUGUGCCCCGGGCCAUGCUAUAG